Messenger RNA from Mustela erminea (ermine), 6035 nucleotides. It is a transcript of the gene ORC4, whose product is annotated as origin recognition complex subunit 4. Gene Ontology annotation, biological process: DNA replication initiation; DNA replication. The coding region runs from base 18 to 1328 and encodes 436 amino acids. Gene Ontology annotation, molecular function: DNA replication origin binding; ATP hydrolysis activity. Lineage: Eukaryota; Metazoa; Chordata; Mammalia; Carnivora; Mustelidae. The record is from RefSeq and is a predicted model, not a curated record. The transcript has 13 exons. Gene Ontology annotation, cellular component: nucleus; nuclear origin of replication recognition complex.
GAUUUCAGUUUGUUAAAAUGAGCAGUCGCAAAUCUAAGAGUAACAACUUAAUACAUGCAGAGUAUCUUUCACAGGUACAAGGAAUUUUACGGGAAAGAUUUUGUCAUCAGAGCCCACAUAGUAACUUAUUUGGAGUACAAGUACAAUACAAACACUUAAUUGAGCUGCUAAAAAGAACUGCUAUCCAUGGAGAAAGUAAUUCUGUACUCAUUAUUGGACCCCGAGGAUCAGGAAAAACCACGUUAAUAAACCAUGCUUUGAAAGAACUAAUGGAAGUAGAAGAAGUGAGUGAAAAUGUAUUACAAGUGCACCUAAAUGGACUGCUGCAGAUCAAUGAUAAAAUUGCCCUAAAGGAAAUCACAAGGCAGUUAAAUCUGGAAAAUGUAGUUGGAGAUAAAGUUUUUGGAAGUUUUGCUGAAAACCUUUCAUUUCUUCUGGAAGCUUUAAAAAAAGGUGACCGGUCUAGUAGCUGCCCAGUGAUCUUCAUAUUAGAUGAAUUUGAUCUUUUUGCUCAUCAUAAAAACCAGACACUACUCUAUAAUCUGUUUGACAUUUCACAGUCUGCACAGACUCCACUAGCAGUAAUUGGUCUUACAUGUAGAUUGGAUAUUUUGGAACUCUUAGAAAAAAGAGUAAAGUCACGAUUUUCUCACCGGCAGAUACAUUUAAUGAAUUCAUUUGGAUUUCCACAGUAUCUUAAAAUAUUUAAAGAACAAUUAUCUCUACCUGCAGAAUUUCCAGACAAGAUCUUCACUGAGAGGUGGAAUGAGAAUGUUCAGGGUCUCACAGAAGAUAGAAGUGUGCGAGAAGUACUACAAAAGCAUUUCAAUGUCAACAAAAACCUGCGGUCAUUACACAUGCUAUUGAUGCUUGCUUUAAAUCGUGUAACAACAUCACACCCAUUUAUGACUGCAGCAGAUCUGAUGGAGGCAAACCAGUUGUGUAGCAUGGACUCUAAAGCAAAUAUUGUACAUGGUCUGUCAGUCUUGGAAAUCUGUCUUAUUAUAGCAAUGAAACAUUUAAAUGACAUCUAUGAAGAGGAGCCCUUUAAUUUUCAAAUGGUCUAUAAUGAGUUUCAGAAGUUUGUUCAAAGGAAAGCCCAUUCUGUUUAUAAUUUUGAAAAACCUGUUGUCAUGAAGGCGUUUGAACACUUACAACAAUUAGAAUUAAUAAGGCCCGUGGAAAGGACUUCGGUAAAUACACAGAGAGAGUACCAGCUGAUGAAACUACUUUUGGAUAAUACUCAAAUUAUGAAUGCUUUGCAGAAAUACCCCAACUGUCCUACAGAUGUUAGGCAAUGGGCAACAUCCUCACUAAGCUGGUUAUGAAUAUAACCGGUGGUUUCAGUUACAAAGUUUCAGACAUACUUCUGUAAGGAAGUCAAAGCUAUUGUCCUUUAACAAGAUAUGUUAUUACAUUUUCUUAUAUUUAUAAACAUGUAUUUUUGUAUUCAUGGGAGACUGUUACACAUGUAGUGUCUUGGCUGUGUCAUGCCUUUGAAUCAUGAGCAGUUACAUGAUUUAUAAUUUCAGUGAUUUUAGAUUAUGUUGUAAGUAGAAGUUCAAAGAAAUAAAUGUGACUGUUUUAGGGAGUGAACCAUAUGCUUAUUUAACACUUGUCAAGUAUUUAUGCAGUAUAUUUGAAGAGUUCAUUUCAACACAGCAGCCUACUGUCUUUACAAAUCCUCAAGCGGUAAAGAAACAGUGGUAAGAGUUGAGGUGUACUGAGCAGUCUUUUGGUCCACUGGGAGGUGCCACAUUUGUUUUGUUUUUUUUCUAUCCGUGGAGAUUCUGGAUUCUAUCCCAGACCCAGGUCUUUUAGUUCAGGAGACUGACCAGUUUGGCCAGGAGACAGUUCACACGGAAAAAAAAGGUGAAAAGUUUGAAUAUGAAUUUCUUCCAGGCUUCUCAAAAGGUGGUACUUAAUCUUAUCACCUAUAGAAGAAUCCCUUGUAGAAUUUUUUAAAAGGCAAAUUUUUUCCAUUUCAUUAAAGGUUUUGUGAAAUGCUGGUUUAUUUUUUUAUUUAUUUUUUUAAAAGGCAAAUUCUUGGGCCUGUCACAGGCCCAAAGGAUCAGAAUUUGUCUUUUUAACAGGGACUUUAGGAAAUGCCUAGAAAAACAUUCCCGCAAUUAAUGGUAAGUGUAUGGCACUAUUGACUAAACUUACUUGUAUCAAAAAUUGUAAAUCCCUAAAGGCAAUGUAGAAAUAGAAAUGCUCACCUUAUAAAUUUAGGAGUCCAGGAACUAUUUAGGAGUCCAGGUUUAAAAUGAAAUUUAAUAAGCAUUUGCUAAGUGUUAGUGACUUCAUUUAUUUAAGAACAUUUGAUUGUAUAUUGUUUUUAAAAGACAGUCCCUGUCCUUGUGUAUUUCAUAAUCCUUUUAACUAUCAAGUGCCCUGUGAUAUUCAGGGACUGUUAUUUACAGUUGAGAAAAAACUGACAUACUAGUGGCAGUGUUCAGAAUCACACAGGUAGAGAAUGACUGACACACUCUGGAAUUCAACUCAGGUUUGACUGACACAAAAGCCCCACUGUCAAGAGUUUAAAUUCCUUAACAGGUUCUUGCCAUACUUUUUUUUAAAGUAUGCUCUAAGAAAUUAUUUACCAGGUUUUUCAAGAAGUGUCAGGUAUAGAAUGGACUAUAACAUUUCUGUGUGUAAAAAGUAGCUCUUCAGUUCAACCUAUUUUUUUGCAGAUGUAGCUGUUCUUUCCCUGCCUUCUAAGUCUUCAGAUCACUGUCAUUUACUUUUCAGCAGUGUUUCAGUAAAGGUAAGGCUUGCAUACUGGUUCUGUGCAAUAGUCGACAGAUUUUAGGGGAUAUUUUGCCAGAAUACUUAGAAGCAAGGAUUUUACACAUGAGCUUAAGUUUUCUCUCUAAAAAAAUUUUCUGAGCCAUUUUAAGGAAGUAUUAUCUGUUUUAAAUGCACUCACUGUGAAAGUAUCUAAAGAACUUGAUUUCAGGAUUGCAAUUCACUAGCCUAAGAUUGCCACUAAAAGGCUGAAAGCUCUCAUCUGCCUUCCUGGUUAUUAGAAGACCUGCAGAAGAUCGAUCCAUCAACACCCAGUAUAGAGAUUGUAAGACUAUAAGUAGCAGGGUGGGUUUUCAUUUUCAUUGAAACAAUUCUUAAAUUAGAAAAAGGGUUAGCCAAACGGUGUUAGAGGCUUCAGGGCAGUUUUGACUCAUGUGACCCCUCCAAGUACCUUAUCCAAAACAGGAUCUUCUCUAGUCCAUGUGCUCAUGCAUGUGAAUGGCUCUGAGGAAUUAAAACUUGCUGGUCCAAACAUACAGUAUCUUAAUGCUAUGUAUGUUGAGUAUAUACUAUGUAUUAACUUCCCAAAGAAUCCAUUUUGCAGAACAUGCUGUGGAAAGCGAUUUCAGUCUUUCAGUAUAGAUUCAUUGCAUAUUCCACCACAGCUUUCAUUUUCAUGUGAUUUAGAAGCCAGUGCAGGUUCUUUUAAACCACUGUUAAGCAUUGUUCUUUCCUUCACCUUUACCUUAAAAUAUAUUGAGAAUCCCAUUGGUGUGAACUGUAACACAGCUCCCACCGUGGGGCUUUCCGUCCCCUCUUUUAAAAGUCACAGGAUAAACAAAAGCCUUGGCAACAUUAAAAAUAUAAAUGAAAGCUAGCUUCCUUGACAAUUGCUCUUACUGAUCACCCUAAGUGAAAAAUACCAGAAUUCUUCCAUUGAGUUAGUAAAUUAGUUAACAUCCUUAGGAAGUGGGGUUUGUAUCUUUGAUGACUAUUUCCUAAGCCACAUCUUUCUAGUUCCCUAUGAAAAGAAGGUAACUAAUGCCUGUUGGCCUCUGGUUUCCUACAACUGGCAAGACUAACAUACAUACUUUGUGAAUACAGUCUUGGGUAGUAAAGGGGGGAAACGCCAACCCUUUACAAACUUUCACCACUAUCCCCAUUCUUCCAUAUCGCAAGGUGUGAGCCUCACCGUAAAUGACAAAGCUACUGUUCCCCUCUUGAAGAAAAAUGUAUAGCUGAAGAAAAACUGCAUAAGCAAAUCAUAUACCAUAUUCAUUUUUUUAUUUAACUCGAGGAUGGAAUGGGGAUAGCAUACAUUUUAUUGUACAAUAUUUAACAAUCACUUAUUCAAGGUGGAGUUUUAGGGGCUUUUUUUUUUUUUUUUUUAGCUUUUUGUUAAAUACUUGCAGAAAAAAAUAGCAAGUACAAUUUGACAGUAGUACAACAACCUGUGCCCAAAACACUGACAAGAAUUACAGAGUAAAGCUAAAAUAAUUGCUUACCAAUAUUUUGAGAGGUAACAAAUAGGAUAUGGAUUGAGACUGCGUAAAAAAUGUACUGCUGGUUGAAUAUCUGAGGUAAAUGAUGUUCAAUCAAGAUGCUACUUGUAUCAUUUUGCCCAUAAAUCAGUAAAUAAUUUUAUGCACAUUAUACCAAAUGUUUCUAAAAAGUAAUUUUUUAAAAAGGUAAAAAAGAGAAACUGGAAAAUAUUUGUGGAGAAGCAUUUUUUUUAAAAUAGUAAGUUUAAUUCCACUCAAACUUAUCAUCUGGUCAGGGUAUUUUUUUCCCCUACCUGCCUGCAUUUUACUUAAAUGUAGCUGUUACUUAGGAUUGAGGAAAGGAAGAAGAAAAAGUUUCUUUUUAAAUUUUAUGUAGAUGAUUCUCUUUUUAAAUUCCAAACUUGUUGGGUUUUUCUCCUGAUUAUAUUUUCGAAACAUCACCAUGAAAGAUAGUACAGGUUCAUGGGACCAACGAUUUUGAGGCACAGUCUCUGUUCUGGAAUUCACAAGGUACCUGUAAUAAACAUUCAAACAAGAGUCACACUUCACAUGCUAAAAACUUCCUAGCAUCUAAAAUACAUACAAGAGCUGUGCAGGGCAAAGACUUCGAAUAAAGCCAAACACUGGUUAAUCCAUCAGUCCUAUGGCAGUUGAUCAUAAAGCAUUCCUUACAUGGAGAUUUGGGCAAGGUAAAGAGUGGAAGUUAGAGCAGCAGUUCUGAUGGGUAUCAGAAAGGCAAAAUACAAGACGAAUCAUAAGGAGCACCAUACACAUGAGGAAAAAAUUAUUGGGGUCUCAGUUCACCCCCAAACAAAGAAGUCAUCAUUUUUCUCAUUCUUUGAUCUUUCUUUUUUCAGUAUCCCUAGCUCAAACUUUUUGUAAGCUUGCCCACUCUACGCUGACUGUAAACCAAACAUGAAAAUGCCCUGCAAAUGAAAGUUUUAACAAGACUAGGUAUCAGGACAGGUAGUCAUUGGAACAUUCUUAUUUUACUGCUUAUAAAAAGUGUUUUUCUAUUAAUAUAGUUUUCAAAAGGAUACAAGUCUUAAAGUUGGUUAGCUAGAGUUAAGUACAAUACCCAGGAUUUCUAAAAAUUUUUUCUAACAUGAAGAGAAAACUAUCUUUUGAAUAACUGAUCUUAUAAAAUUUAUCACUAGUGCUCACAUAAGCCAAACAUUCAUCAUAAUACUUCUUGUUUUUGUUUUGAUUUUUUUCUUGCUUUUAAAAAUGAGAUUAAAUGUUUAGAACAGGUAGAACUUUGUCUUUAGGAGAUUGACAAUUUCCAUGUGUGAACAUUGUCAGUUUCCCGUCUUGAUUAGUUUCAAAGUGGAAGUUAAACCAAAUCAAUUAAGAUGUCAGGUCCUUUUUGAAAUAAAGAGGUGAACUGAACAUUGAAAAGGGAAUUCUUAGGAAUACAGUGAAAACUUGGGUACAUAUGAGACCCAAGAGCACAAAGUUCUGCAUGGUGUGUGGCACACAGACAACAAUGCUGUUACUCUUCUUUCCUCCCUGCUUUAGAGUCUGUUGACCUAUGCAUUAUUUAUAAAUAAUAUAAUUUAUUAUUCCCAGAGAUUAAGUGCACAUUAUAUGUAAAAUGUAGUGUACUGUGUGGUUAAAUAGCCAUUUGAAGAUAAUACAUUCACAGUGAGCUCCUGAUAGUGACAUGUAAAAAGUUCUUUUAUAAAAUCAAUGUAUGGAUUUUAAAAUGACCUGACUAAAGUACAUAGUGUAAUACUGGCUAUUUAUUGGUCAGAAAUAAAAUAAAAUAGAAAUUCAGGAAAUUAA